AUGUCAGAUCAGAACUGGAAAGAAUCCUUGAAUCUUCCAGCGAAGGACACAAGAGUUCAGACAGAAGAUGUUUUGAACACACAAGGAAAGCUGUUUGAAGACUUUAACUUGAAGAGAGAGUUGUUGAUGGGCAUUUUUGAAGCUGGUUUCGAGAAGCCUUCCCCCAUUCAAGAGGAGUCAAUUCCUAUGGCUCUUGCAGGUAGAGACAUUUUGGCCAGAGCCAAAAAUGGUACGGGUAAAACCGCUUCUUUCGUUAUUCCCACUUUACAAAUGGUCAAGCCAAAACUCAAUAAGACCCAAGCAUUAAUAUUAGUUCCCACCAGAGAAUUGGCGUUACAGACUUCUCAAGUGGUUCGGACUUUGGGCAAACACUUAGGCAUUAACUGUAUGGUCACUACUGGUGGUACAAACUUGAAGGAUGAUAUUAUGAGAUUGCACGACCCUGUGCAUGUUUUAGUUGGUACACCUGGCAGAGUCUUGGAUUUAGCUUCCAGAAACUUGGCCGAUUUUUCCGAGUGCCCAUUAUUUAUCAUGGAUGAGGCUGACAAGAUGUUGUCGAGAGAGUUCAAGAAUGUGAUUGAACAAAUUUUAACAUUUUUCCCUGAAGGUAGACAAUCGUUAUUGUUUUCGGCCACCUUCCCUUAUGCAGUGAAGUCUUUCAUGGAUAAGCAUUUGACUAAACCUUAUGAAAUUAAUUUGAUGGAUGAAUUGACUUUGAGAGGCAUUUCUCAAUUUUACGCCUUUGUUGAAGAAAAGCAGAAGUUGCACUGCUUGAACACGUUGUUUUCGAAAUUGCAAAUUAACCAGUCGAUCAUUUUUUGCAACUCCACCAACAGAGUUGAGUUAUUGGCGAAGAAAAUUACCGAGUUGGGCUAUUCAUGUUACUACUCCCAUGCCAAAAUGCCCCAACAAGCGAGAAACAAGGUUUUUCACGAAUUUAGACAGGGAAAAGUGCGGAACUUGGUGUGUUCGGAUUUGUUGACCAGAGGUAUCGAUGUUCAAGCUGUCAAUGUCGUUAUAAACUUUGACUUCCCAAAAACCGCAGAAACUUACUUGCAUAGGAUUGGCCGUUCUGGUAGAUUCGGUCACUUGGGUUUGGCCAUCAACUUGAUGAGCUGGAAUGACAGAUACAACUUGUACAAGAUCGAGCAGGAGUUGGGUACUGAAAUCAACCCUAUCCCAGCUGUUAUUGACAAGUCUUUGUAUGUGAACGAGAACGAAGAAACCAUCCCAAGACCAUUCAAACUUGAAGAAUUGCCAAAAGGUAAGGAGAAGGCCAACAACGGCUAUAGUUACCAAGGCCAACCUCAAGUGCAACCUACUUCGUCUACCCCACAACAAGUUGCCCAGCCCCUUCCACCUCAUCCCCAAUACCCAAACCAAGCACCUAAUGGCCCUCAACAAUUCCUUCAAUAUCCACAAGGAGCACCGCCACCGCAAUUCAGUUAUCCUGGCCAAUAUCAGGUACCACCACAGUAUAAUGGGUACCCACCACAGGCAAACGUCCCAUAUCCAGUUCAGCAACAAGCUCCCUCACAACCACAACUGCAGUAG
Clavispora lusitaniae ATCC 42720 is the source of this 1554-nucleotide messenger RNA. It is a transcript of the gene DHH1, whose product is annotated as DExD/H-box ATP-dependent RNA helicase. Gene Ontology annotation, molecular function: mRNA binding; ATP binding; RNA helicase activity. Gene Ontology annotation, cellular component: P-body; cytoplasmic stress granule. Lineage: Eukaryota; Fungi; Ascomycota; Pichiomycetes; Serinales; Metschnikowiaceae. The record is from RefSeq and is a predicted model, not a curated record. Gene Ontology annotation, biological process: cytoplasmic stress granule assembly; negative regulation of translation; P-body assembly.